This is a messenger RNA of Sesamum indicum (sesame), 1367 nucleotides long. Its product is annotated as putative glucose-6-phosphate 1-epimerase. The record is from RefSeq and is a predicted model, not a curated record. Gene Ontology annotation, molecular function: carbohydrate binding; glucose-6-phosphate 1-epimerase activity. Gene Ontology annotation, biological process: carbohydrate metabolic process. NCBI's taxonomy places the organism in Eukaryota, Viridiplantae, Streptophyta, Magnoliopsida, Lamiales, Pedaliaceae. Gene Ontology annotation, cellular component: cytoplasm.
UUUUUUAAUUCUUUCGUUUCCGAUUAUAUAAAUUAAUAUAUAAUGAUAAUUAAUUUAGGUGUUUGAGGCGUGAAAUCCAUGAUUUUCAUUUUUUUUCCUGUCCGCAUCUGCGCGAGUUUGAUCCGUGGUUUUUUCUCAUUUCUGUUUCGGUUUUGAUUUCGCGGUAUCUUUUUGUUUAGUGCGUAGCUGGGGUGGAGGAAGGAAAAGGUACAGCCUAAUUCUGUGCGAUUCCGGCGAAAUAAGUACGAUGGCUAAUGUAAUUCAGGACGGUGAUGGAUCCCCUCGGAUUAUAUUGUCGGAGCCCAUUGGCUCUACGGUUGAGGUCCUUUUGUAUGGUGCGCAGGUGGUCUCUUGGAAGAAUGAAAAAAGAGAAGAGAUGCUCUUCACGACCAAUAAGGCUUUAUGGAAGCCAGGUAAGCCUGUCAGGGGUGGAAUAUCCAUUUGCUUCCCACAGUUCUCAAAUCUUGGUUCAAUGGAGCAACCUGGAUUCGUAAGGAAUAGAAUGUGGUCAUUGGACAGUUCUCCUUCACCUCUGCCCCCAGCCAACAACCAGUCAACCGUGGAUCUGAUGCUAAAAUCCACAGAAGAGGAUCUAAAGUCCUGGCCACAUAGAUUUGAGUUACGUAUGCGAAUUUCUCUGAGUGCUGGCAAGCUUACCGUGAUCCCUCGUGUGCGGAACACUGAUAGCAAGGCAUUCUCAUUCACAUUUGCUUUGUGCAAUUAUCUAUCUGUAUCUGAUAUCAGUGAAGUGCGUGUUGAGGGCUUGGAGACACUUGACUACUUUGAUAAUUUGUUACAAAGAGAAAGGUACACAGAGCAGGCAGAUGCAAUUACUUUUGAUGGGGAGAUUGACCGAGUGUAUUUAUACACUCCAACAAAGAUAGCCGUAAUAGACCAUGAGAAGAAGAGAACCUUUGUACUUCGCAAAGAAGGCAUGCCUGAUGCAGCUGUAUGGAACCCUUGGGACAAGAAAGCAAAGGCUAUUCCAGAUUUCGGCGAUGAGGAUUACAAAACAAUGUUAUGCGUUGAUUCUGCUUCUCUUGAAACGCCUAUAGCCUUGAAACCCUGUGAAGAGUGGAAGGGCCGUCAAGAGCUGACAGCUGUCUCCUCAAGUUACUGCAGUGGACAAUUAGAUCCUCGGAAAGUUCUUGGGUUCAAGUGAUUGAAUUUGGUGCACUUGAGGUUCUAUUAUCACUCAUCUUUUGCAUUAUGUAUAGUAUGAGUUUGUUUUUUUCUUCCUUUCUUCUUUUCCUUUUUCUAUUUGUUUCUUUUUUUGGGGUCUCUGUAUGCAGACAACCAUUUCUGGCGUAACAUCUUUUGGUGAUUUAAGUAGUAGUAUAUAUAUAUGGGUAUAUGAGCUGCUUGUU